Hemisphaericaspora subhashii is the source of this 1545-nucleotide messenger RNA. It is a transcript of the gene GPA2, whose product is annotated as guanine nucleotide-binding protein subunit alpha. The transcript has a single exon. Lineage: Eukaryota; Fungi; Ascomycota; Pichiomycetes; Serinales; Debaryomycetaceae. Gene Ontology annotation, biological process: adenylate cyclase-activating G protein-coupled receptor signaling pathway. The record is from RefSeq and is a predicted model, not a curated record. Gene Ontology annotation, molecular function: G protein-coupled receptor binding; GTP binding; G-protein beta/gamma-subunit complex binding. Bases 1 to 1545 code for a protein of 514 amino acids. Gene Ontology annotation, cellular component: heterotrimeric G-protein complex.
AUGGGAUCCUGUGCAUCUAAAGAACAACCCGUCUCCAAACCAACUACCACCGCCACCAACACCCAAGCCAAACGUCAACAACAACAACAAUCCAUACAAAACCAAUCCUCACAACCAUCCCAGCCCCAACAAUCACAACAACUACAACAGCCCCAAUCACAACGAAACAACAACAACAAAACCUCCACCUCCACCAACGGAACCACCAAUUCCCAACCGAUCCAUCCUACAUCAGAUACAUCCGCAUCCCUAUCCACCAAACUAGGCUCAGCCAGUCUGUCCCAAGAUAAACACCCCAUCACCCAAACCCAACAACAACAAGCCAUGGUCCAACAACUAUCCCAACAAUCCCCCACCAGCAAUGGUAAUAAUGGCUUAAGUAACAACCCGGUAGAUGUGGCAGCCAGGAGUGGGGAUCACGAAGUAAAAGUCUUAUUAUUGGGAAGUGGAGAAAGUGGGAAAUCUACUAUUGUUAAACAAAUGAAGAUUAUUCAUCAGGAUGGAUAUAGUGAGGAAGAAUUGAUUGAAUAUAAGCCGUUUGUGUAUAAGAAUGUUUUGGAUUGUAUUAAGAGUAUCAUAGUUGCCAUUAUUGAAUUGCUGCCGGAGCUUGUUAAGGAUUUGCCUAAGAAGAUUGAAAGUGAUGAGGAUGAGGGGGAAGGGGAGAAGGAAGAGAUUGGGGAUGUAGAGUGUAGUGUUGAGGAGGAAGGGGAGAAUGAACAUGAGGUGACUGCUAUGAAUGGAGAUCAGAUUUCUCCAAAUCGAAAACAUAUAAUUGAAUAUAAUGAUCUUCAAGACAUAUUACAAUAUGAAUAUCCAAUGGAUUCAGAUCUACCAUUCAAUCAAGAUAUUGCAUCUAAGAUUUCCACAAUUUAUCAAAUUCCUGAAGUGAAAUAUUUUAUGAUUCAUCAACAAGCGAAUUUCUAUCUUAUUGAUUCAACUGAUUAUUUCUUGAGUGAUUUAUCCCGAAUCACAGAUCCAAAUUAUAUUCCAUCAACAACUGAUAUUUUACGUACUCGUAAAAAGACCUCCGGUAUAUUUGAUUUCCAAUUCGAUAUGGGGAAUGGAUUAAAUAUUCAUAUGUAUGAUGUAGGAGGACAACGUUCUGAACGUAAGAAAUGGAUUCAUUGUUUUGAUAAUGUCACAUUAAUAAUCUUUUGUGUUGCACUUUCCGAAUAUGAUCAAGUGUUAUUGGAAGAAAAUAAUCAAAAUCGAUUAGAAGAAUCAUUGGCAUUAUUUGAUUCAGUGGUGAAUUCAAGAUGGUUUGCUAGAACUUCGGUGGUUUUGUUUUUGAAUAAAAUUGAUGUUUUUGCUCAAAAAUUACAAUAUUCUCCUUUGGAGAAUCAUUUCCCCGAUUAUAAUGGUGGGAAUAAUAUUAAUAAGGCGGCGAAAUAUAUUUUAUGGAGAUUUAAUCAAGUGAAUAGAAGUGGAUUGAAUAUUUAUCCUCAUGUCACUCAAGCUAUUGAUACUUCAAAUAUUCAAUUGGUUAUGGCAGCAGUUAAAGAAACUAUAUUGGAAAAUUCAUUAAGAGAUAGUGGUUUCUUGUAG